AUGCAAAGUGCAUUCGACAAAUUUUCAGCAUGGGUCGUCUGGCAAUAUGCUGAUACAGCGGCUACUAUCACCCUUAGGAAUGGUGAACACUUGCAUUCAACACUAGGCAAUUACCUGAUUGCACUAACAACUGGCGUAAACGAUGAUCCUUCGAAGCUCAUCCUUCUUGAGUAUUAUCUCACUAAGGUGCAGUUCGAGUCAGUACAAAGGGAUAUGAGAAAAAAUGCCAUUGAUCGCAUUAUCCUUCACUUGAACAUCCCUUCCGGCUGUUUAAGAAUUCACUACCUACAAAUCGCAAACGAUAGGCCAGGCUUAACAACGGUAGCACCAGAAACAACCCAACUCCCGAAUCCCGAUAUUGAUUCGUUCAAACUAUCUCAUAUUCCCGAUAACGCACUUUACGCGAUCAGUGCCGCCCGCUGGCUACCCGGUGCUACAGCAGUGAACCUAUACGACAUUCGUGUACAAAAUGGUCAAACAAUUAGAGAAAUCGUACAACAAAGAUCAACCACAGAAAAGUGUUCUUUUGGCUCGUUAUUUGGAAGACCAUAUUAUUACAUCGAUGCAAAACCUGUAAACGGUAUGAUGCUGAAUGAGUUUGAAGACGUGCUGAAUGCGGACGAGAAAGAAUCGUCGCUAGGUCUAUUCCUCGUGCGGCAAGCUACUCUGCAGGAUAUCAAACGAUACGUGAAAAAGCAUUGCGUAGAAAGGUUGCAGGAUGUCACUCGCAGCACUUGGUUCCUAGUCAGCGAGUCCGUCCCUUUUGAAACUUGUUUCCAAUAUCACUCUACCGUACACGAGGUUGCGUACCUCGAGAACUAUUCCAUCGUGUAUUGGUUACGCAGCCAAGGGUCACCAACGUCGAUAGGUAAGUACUUCACUGUUGGUUUCAGAAAUGAAUAUGAUUCGAUACCUCCAGCACCGGGCUGGUUGAACGUUUUGGUAUCAAACGAAACCGAUGGUAGUAGUACUUACCUUCACCGGCUCGUCACAAGCAUCAAGAAAGCGGACCCAUUUCGAAUGAUCGCUUGUUUGCAGGCAAUUGAAAUGAUCGAAGUUUUACAACAACCCGAUACGGCUACGAUUGACCAAAUGCACUCCUUCUUUAACGCACAAACCGACUUGGAGCGGCUUUCCGUAUCUACAGGACAAUUGCUGCUUCUCGUGGACAACACGACGAUGGAUGCUAACCAGGAACUCGCUACGGAGGAGUUGAUAAAGUUUUUGAAUGCGGUCAAUAACAACCAAACGCAGCGCAUUACGGUUUGGGUUGUAGGGAAUAGUGCGAUGUGGACACGUUUUACAGCCGACUGUAAGCAUGCAGCCAUCAAGUAUGCCAUGCCUGAGUUGGAUGAAGAUCAAAGGAAAAGUUACAUAUCACGCAUAAUGUCAGUAACUAUCGACAGAGCCGAAGAGAUUUUAGAGAGCAUGAUCAGUAGUAACAAUCGUAACACCACACAGCACCUGUUCGGAAAUCUGUUCUUCUUAACCAUCCUUGCCGAAGCCUUUGAUGAUGUAACGCUUGAUGAUGUAAAAGGCACCACUUUAUCUUGCUGGUGGAUCGAUGCAAUGGAACAGUUUGUGUGGAAGCACAUUGCAACCGAAGGAAGCGUGGAGCUGAAGGAAGUAGAGUUACAAUGCUACCAGCGCACGUGCUCUAGUUUCAAUAAUUCUACCACGCGGCCUACGGCAGGCAAGCGAUCGUUACAUCGCACAGUGGCCACAUUUUUGGCAGCCAGAUAUCUGGCCCAGCAUCCUCAAGUGAUCGAUGUUGAUAAGUACCGUCAUCUGGGCAGGGAAUUGAUUGAUCUGCUUCUAUUCCGCCACAGUCCUCUUGCAAUCGCCGUAUUACAAAACGACGUCGAAUCAGUUCGUCAAAAACAACAAAACUUUCCGCAAGAACUAAUUACCACCACUGACUGCCUGCAGCGCAAUCUUUUGCAUAUCGUUCAUAGUGCCGUAGAAAUCGAAGAUAUACUGCUUUCAUCCGCCCUACCCAUGGAGCAGCAGUGUCCCCAGUUGAACAACUGGACACCGUUGCACGCGGCAAUUGAUCGCAUGGAUUGGACUUUCGUUGAUCGUCUCCUAGCAAAGGGUGCCACCAUUAACGACAGGACAUCGAAACUGCACACCAUGUCCGUUUCUGAGCUGGGGGACGUGUUUUGUGACUGUAUCGCAGCCAGCUGUACGACAUUGAUCGGGUGGAUUUUGGAACACCGUCCCGAUUACAACAUUACACAGCAAGACAUCUACACUCUGUCGGUGUACGAAGAGUUCGAUGAGCAGUUGCUCUUUUGUCUGCUAACGAUAGCGGAGAAGCAACGUUUGCCCGCACGCGAACAGCCUUAUCGGUUCAUCUGGGGUAACAGUGCGCUUGAUAAUGCCGUCGAAAAUGGGCACAUUGAAUUGGCCGCUUUUCUCGUGGAACGACUCUGUUUCGAGCCCACAGAUGAUUUUCGUGAUCUGCAAAUACGUCACCAAGAGCAACCGCAGCUGAAACAGUACGAUCAAUUGUUCGAUUUUUGCUCCAAAGGUGAUCUGCUCGCCGUAUGCCGUUUGAUGGAGCAACACUCGCUGGAUCCGCAGUACGAGUACAAGGACACGAAUCUGUUUAUUCAGGCUGUGUGCAGUGGGAGUCUGGAAUUGGUUCGACAUUUGUACGAGCGAUGCGGGUUCGAUAAACGGAUUGACGAUCGUGACCAAAACGGACAUACCGCGAUGCACGAAGCAUUGGCUGGAAAUCAUGAAACGAUUGUGCGGUUUUUAAUCGAGCAUGGUAGCAAUGUAAACAUUUCCAAAAUCCGAACUGAUCUAGACCUGCUCCCCAACGAUUGUGCGGACAUCGAUACAUCCGACUUUUUCACACUCAUCGGUUGCGGAUGGCAAAGGCUGGAACGUUUGAAAAUUGAUUACAAUCGAUUCAACGAUGGGGAACUUUUACUGCACUACUACAUCCGCUACAUGGACGAUCCUGAUGAAGCUACCUUUCGAUUUCUGCUGUCGCAGUAUACUGAUGUAGACGUUCGCGCCUCCACUACCGAGUUACGUUGCGGAGAAACCCCACUACAUCUGGCUCUGCAAUAUGGAAACAAAAUUUGCCGGAAGCUUCUCCUCGAUGCAGGUGCCGAUGUACGAGCGAAAUCACUCCGUCACGGGUUGACCUCGCUGCAUUUCGCCAUCAUGGGUCGUGCGGAGAGAUCGAUGAUCCAACGGUUGAUCGAGGAGUACGGAAUUGAGGUUAACACGCGUGACGAACGGGGACGUUCGAUAAGCUUCUACAUGCCGCUGGAUACGGAGCUUUACCGGUGGCUAGUGGAUCGGUAUCAGUUCGAUGCGAGUGCGCCUGACAAUGCCGGCAGAACUGUGCUACAUCAUUGGAUCAUCAAAAACAGCUUUUUUGUUCGCGCUCAGGUUGAAUAUCUGCUCCAAAUUCCACGGAUUUCCCAAGCACUUGCCGACAACCAUGGUCGAUUGGCUUUGCAUUACGCAGUCGAAGUAGGAAGCUUAGCACUUGCUCGUUUACUGUUGAAAUAUCGCCUUGAUUUGCUUCACAUUCCCGACAACGAAGGUCUGUCUGCCGUACAGCUGGCUCAAAAGUUAAAGCAUUCAAUCAUUUGUAAAUUCUUUCAAUCCAUCGCUAGGCAUAACUGA
This is a messenger RNA of Anopheles nili, 3651 nucleotides long. RefSeq lists its product as uncharacterized. Gene Ontology annotation, molecular function: protein binding. NCBI's taxonomy places the organism in Eukaryota, Metazoa, Arthropoda, Insecta, Diptera, Culicidae. The transcript is spliced from 2 exons. The record is from RefSeq and is a predicted model, not a curated record. The coding region runs from base 1 to 3651 and encodes 1216 amino acids.